AUGAGCACUAAAACACUAUCUUCUUAAAAUUAGCUCAUUCUUGUGUGUGGCUUCAGCCUGACUGACUCAGAAACUGUGCGCGCAAGGAACAGUAUCAUCAGAAUUUCCCCUUUGGCAAUACCUGCUGAUUGGGUCCUAAAAAGCAAGCUGCUUUUAACUUUUAAUAUUUGGCUCCCUUGUUCUGCCACGACUAGACGUAAAACACCGUUUCUCCUUUACUUGUUUUACGACAAUAAGAGAAAUAUUGGUGUGCACAGAUUUUUUUUAUCAUCGAAGACGUGUGUGCGCAUAUGUGCGCGCGUAUCUGCAUGAAGAUGUUUUGCGAAACUUUUUUAAGGAUGAUAUGCAUUGGAUGUUUCCUGUUUCUUUGUGGUCUCACGCAUGUCCUGGGAAGUUAUCCAAUAUGGUGGUCCCUGGCAGUGGGCCACCAGUACUCAUCUCUGGGUUCACAGCCCAUCCUGUGCGGCAGCAUUCCCGGCCUGGUGCCCAAACAGCUGCGUUUCUGCCGGAACUACGUGGAGAUCAUGCCGAGUGUGGCGGAAGGGGUGAAGAUUGGCAUCCAGGAGUGCCAGCACCAGUUCAGGGGCCGGCGCUGGAACUGCACCACCAUCAACGACAACCUGGCCAUAUUUGGACCAGUGCUGGAUAAAGCCACGCGAGAAUCCGCCUUCGUUCACGCCAUCGCCUCAGCCGGGGUGGCGUUCGCGGUGACCCGCUCCUGCGCCGACGGUUCGGCCACCAUCUGCGGCUGCGACACCCGUCACAAGGGUCCCCCGGGGGAGGGCUGGAAGUGGGGCGGCUGCAGCGAGGAUGUGGAGUUCGGCAGCAUGGUGUCCCGGGAGUUUGCCGACGCCAGGGAGAACAGGCCCGAUGCCCGUUCCGCCAUGAACCGCCACAACAACGAGGCAGGGAGAACGUCCCUGAAUGAUAACAUGUUCCUGAAGUGCAAGUGCCACGGCCUGUCAGGGAGCUGCGAGGUGAAGACCUGCUGGUGGUCGCAGCCUGACUUCCGGGUCAUUGGGGACUACAUGAAGGACAAGUACGACAGCGCCUCGGAGAUGGUGGUGGAGAAGCACAAGGAGUCCAGGGGCUGGGUGGAGACCCUACGACCCAAAUACACUUUCUUCAAACCCCCCACAGAGCGGGACCUGGUGUACUACGAGAGCUCGCCCAACUUCUGCGAGCCGAACGCUGAGACAGGCUCCUUUGGGACUCGCGACCGCGCCUGCAACCUCACCUCCCACGGCAUUGAUGGCUGCGACCUGCUGUGCUGCGGGCGGGGCCACAACACCCGGACUGAGAAGCGCAAGGAGAAGUGCCACUGCAUCUUCCACUGGUGCUGUUAUGUCAGUUGCCAGGAGUGCGUACGCGUGUACGACGUCCACACCUGCAAAUAGAGGAGCCUCUGUCUCUCUUCCCGCAUUACCAAACAGAAAAAAAAGACUAGAAGAAGAUUCCAGACCAGGCUGAGAGACUUUCAACUACUGCUGACUAGUUUGUGAGUUCAGCUGCAGUCAACUACAGACAAAGACAGACAAAAUGGCCUCUCAUGAUGAUAGAAUACUGAAGUGAAUGAUCUGAGGUUGACUCAAAUAGGCUCCACUGUCGCAAAUGGAAUGAUGAUGAUGACUACCCUCCAGUCUAAAGAGGGAGACUAAGAAACCAGGACAGAGUGGGCUGGGUCGGGCUGGGCGGGGCUGGGCAGGGCGCAAACUGGGGGUGACUUACAUUGCCAGAUGAGGUUUAAGUCCUUGGUAUCUUAAUGCAAGGAAUGAGAGUUGUUGAUUUCAAAUGAAAAGACGUGCUCUGUAAGCACCAUAUUGGUGAACUGUUAGGGUGCUGUAAGUAGGGGCCUUAUCGUUAUAGAAUCUUAGCACUGUCAAAGCCUUUCAGGCAGUGUCAAGCCAUCCCACCCAUAAACAUCUAAUCCAAAUAUUUUGAGAUAACCUUGCUCUCUGCUCGACUUAGCUCAUCUCAUAAUAAGUGCUCACAGCUGUGUAUGACCAGUACAAUCAAAAGCAGUCAGCAUAUUCUAUUCAGCAAUGUUAUAGUAAGUUAGUGGAAACUAACCUUUGAACCAGACGAACGGGUGUUUUAUGUUUUAUAGUGUUAACCUGUUCCCAAUUUUUCAAUAAGACUGCACUUGCAUAUGAGUGUAAUUAUGUAUUCUGAUAUUGUUGUUAUAGUAAAAUAAAAAAACUGGAUCAAUCUAAGAGAGCAUCAACCAAAUAAUAUGUUAGCGACAAAAAAUAUUUACAUAUAACUGGAAGCUCUUUGAACAAAGUGGCCAAAAGGAUUUCCACCACAGAACAAUGGAAAAACAACGUUUUUCCCAAAGACUAAUUACUUUCAAUUCAGCCUGUGCAUGGAAUGGUAAAGGAAUUGUAAAUCUGAGUUUGAUAGGUCAGCACUUCUGUCAAAUUAAGGAAUAUGAAGCUUGUUCCUCUCGUUGCUAUCAGUGUUAGUAAUGUUCACCGAAUGUGACAUGUGACUCGGUGGAGACAAAUCCAUGCUACUGUAUAUUGUAUUUAAAAUUUAAGGAUAUGAAAGGGACUUACUCACUAGAGCUAUGAUUCAGUAAAACCCAUGUUUUUUUCACAGUUUCCUGUCCUUGGACAUUGGUUUGAAAGCCUCUAAAAAUAUGCUUUAUGUCAGCAAAUUUAAUUGACCACUAACUAAGCUGUAUCAUAUGAGCUGUGUCAUACUAUGCAAUAUCAGCUCAAAUAUGACCAAAACCUGUGCAUAUGAUCAGAAUGAUAGCAGGCAUAUUUUUUCUCCCAAAACCAUCAAAACAGCAGCAUCUCGGAAAUGUUCAAGACUUCUCCUUUUUGUACGCUGCUAAAAAGAUAAUUUGUAUGUUUUUUUUUCUCUAUUUUUUUAUUUCUGUAUAUGUGUGUGUACAGUAUGUUUGUAUGUCUGCUCUGUAUGCACUGUGCUUUGGUAUUCUUUCUAUGAAAGACAACAUUUAGUCAUAGUAUGAACAAAAAAUGUGAAGUUAUUUUCUACUAAUUACAUUUGCAUAUAGACUGCAUAGGCAUGCACAUAUUAACCAUAGGCUGAAUUUUAUAUACAGUAUAUUGUUAGCUUCUAUUCUCAGUUUCUCUGUCACCAGUGGGAUCCAACUUAAACUCUGAUAUACUGAUAACUGGGACAUAAAUACAGGACCACUUGCGUCAAGAGAAGAUAAAAUACAACAGUAUUUAUAUAUUUGUAAAACAAGAUUACAACUGACAAGUAUGGUUGAAAUUAACUAGACUGAGGCAAAUGACCAAGAGAACCAUGUCAUUUCAGUCAAACUGUCAAUUUUUGAGAAGGACCUAGUUCAAUUUUGAGCGUCAACGUGAUUCCAUGUUCAAUUCAGGCUUGUAUAAUUCCGACCAGGUUUUUCUACUGUUAUCUUCCUCCAUUGACACAUGGCCCUAACUGACUGCAUGUUUCACAUAAUACUACUGAGCAGCCAAUUGCAAUUUCAGAUGUGCUUCCUAGCAUUUAUUCAUUUAAUGUUGAUUGUUUGUUUGAUUGUUUGUUUGUUUGUUUGUUUGUUUGUUUGUUUGUUUAAAGUGUCUAGAGAUUUCUAGAUAUUUGCUUCUGUUCUAAAAUGCUGUCAUGUUCUUUAAAUCCAAAGUUUUGUACAAACUCAUUUUAAGUUGUUAUGGAUCUCUAAAAGUUGGAUGGUUUUUAUGACUAUUUAUUUUACGCAAAAUGUACAUAUUAGUAAGUAAGAGUAUAUAUUUGCAGAUAAGAUCAGUUUUCGAGACAGUGUUGUGACGUGUAACACUGUAACAGUUUUACCUCAAAGUUUUUUCCACUGACUGUAAACAGGAUAUAAUGUUUGCCCAACUGCCUGUAUUAGAUUGAUAGAUGUUAACUU
This is a messenger RNA of Hypomesus transpacificus, 3871 nucleotides long. It is a transcript of the gene wnt3a, whose product is annotated as wingless-type MMTV integration site family, member 3A. Gene Ontology annotation, biological process: canonical Wnt signaling pathway; cell fate commitment; neuron differentiation. The transcript has 4 exons. Bases 291 to 1397 code for a protein of 368 amino acids. The record is from RefSeq and is a predicted model, not a curated record. Gene Ontology annotation, cellular component: extracellular region. Gene Ontology annotation, molecular function: frizzled binding; cytokine activity. NCBI's taxonomy places the organism in Eukaryota, Metazoa, Chordata, Actinopteri, Osmeriformes, Osmeridae.